GUAGUGGUGGGGAAUACUUUCUCAUCAUCUCUUUCUCUAGCUCUCACUCCACUAUAAAUAACGAAUCUUCACUUCCUUUUAAAAUACCCAUUAAACAUCACACAAGCAUCAAUUAAACCAUUAACCAUAUAAUAACAAAUUAAAACGUGUUAUAUGGAAACACAACAAAGAAUGAGGGAGAAGUCGAAGGAGGAGGCAGUGAAGAAAUGGGAGAAGAAGAAGUGUUCUUCACCAAAAGGAGUUGGGAAGGUUCGGAACAAGAAGAAAGGAAAGUUCUACAUUAUUGGAAAAUGUAUUACUAUGCUUCUUUGUUCACACGAGUGAUAUGAUCAUAAUGAUCAUUAAUUAUCACCCACAGACCACAGUACGUAGUACAUAUAUGUCAUAUGUGUAUCAGUGUAUGCAGAUAAUGACAGAGGUAUGAAAAGGAGAGAGAGCUCAUAUAUUUACAUCUUUACCUUUCUCUUCUUUGUAAAAGUUUGCAUAUUACCUCUUUCGGUGUUCUCUCAUUUUAUGGAGUUGCUAAGAGCCAGUUGUUCUAUAGACAAUUUCACAAAAAAUAUAUAUUUUAUUUUUAACAAUUUAAAAGCUCUACGUACAUUACUUAUUAAAUUUUUAUUUUUAACAAUUUAAAAGUCUAUUUACAUUACUUCAUAAAUUUUUAGAGGUAAUACUAAUAUUUUACUUAUCUAUAGCUAGAAACCGGUCAUGCGAGUGUGUCAAUAUUAUUGUUGUUAAUUAUACAUAUAAGAAACAAGAUCCAUCUAGAACCAAAGAAACCUAUAGAGCAGCUACAAAUCAAUUAGAAAUCCAUGUCAAAGUUUCUCAUAUAUCUAUAAAUAUAUUAUAUAUACCUAUCUAAUUAGAGAGUAUUAUCAAAAACAUGAGAAAGUGAGAUUCAACGAUUAAUGAUUAUAUAGAAACGAAAGAUCAGCUACAAAUCUGAAUGAUGUAUCAGAAACAUAAGCAUCAAAUCUUAUCGAUGCAUGAAGAAAAAAGAGAACUAAGAAACUGGAAAAACCGUCUGCAUUAUUCUCUUAAGAUUGACGUUACACUGUGCGCAAGAGCAAUUACAAAAAGAAAGCUGCAGAAAUGUUUUUGACUAAAUCAAAGGUUAAAAAAAAAUGUUUUUGACUUUUUUUUCUUUCAAAUUUUCAACUGCUAAAUUUCUCACAAACCGAAUGUGCAUAAGCUAGUAGUGAUAGCGUCCAUGAAAAUUGUUUCCGAAAGUGGUAUUUGUAACAAACUGAUGACAAAUGGUGUCUAAACUGAUAGAAUUAUCAACUCUCACAUUUAAUUUAAAGGAAUUUUAAUGAUUUUUUUUUAAUGAUUAAUGAGUUCUUCACUUCUUCCCUAAUUUUACAGUUUACCAUUAUUUCAAGUUCUAUUUUUAAUGACGAUAAACUUGCACAUGGUAUUUCACUUUCUACUUUUAAUAUGUUUUAUGUUGAUUUUGUACCACCUGUUUGCCUCUCCAGAUUGGUGUCUAUGUCAAAUCGGCUGAAAAAAUGUAAAAAAUACGAUUUAGCGGUAGUUGCCUUGUUAUUCGGUAAUGGGCUUUGGGCCUUUUCUUAUUGGAUCUUCAUCGCUUAGUUUACUAAGUGGACAAUAGCUAUUCAGCCUAAAUAAUCUUAGAUCACAUUUUCGUCGUCGUCUCUCUCUUCUACUCCGUUGCGCCACCAUAAGUAUUAUAGGGAUGUCCUCUUCAUGUAUUGUCCGCCAGAGUGUUUUUGGGGUUCAUGUGAGUUUGUGAAGUGGUGCUGUGUCAAUUGCACUAUGGCCAACCUUGGUGAUAUGCUCCAUUGCUAUGUACUUUUUUUGUCUACUUUUUCAUGUUUCAGUACAAUACCCAUUGGCUAUGCAUCAGUAACUAAAGUUGAUUUCUUUAUGCAGGAAUCUGGCAUCCUGAGGCAUUGAUGUUUUACAUCUCCGUUUUUCAAAGAGAAUUGUGGAGGUAGGGAUAACUUGUUUUUAACAUGCCUCAGCCACUGUAAGCAUGCUCACUUUUUUUUUUACCUUGAUCUUAAUCUUAUGAAACUCAUCUGCAGCCAGCUCAACAGCUGUUGAUUGUGGACUGGGUAAAGCCGCUGAUAAGCUUCUUAAUGCAUGUUCUCCGCAUCAUGUGUUUAGGCAAAUUAUGAAUAGCUUCUCCAUUGUUGCAGGAUGUCCAUCAUGGAAAUGGAACUCAUGAGAUAUUCGAGCAAAACAAAUCUGUAAGCUUGCCCAACUAGAUGGAUGUCUUCUCAUGGAGCACAUGAAGGUGGAAACUUCUAUCCAGGUACCGGAGCUGCUGAUGAGGUUGGGACAAAUGGUGGUGAGGGAUACUGUGUAAAUGUUCCAUGGAGUUGUGGUGGAGUUGGUGAUAAUGUCUAUAUCUAUGCCUUUCAGCAUGUAGUUAUUCGCAUAGGUACAUUACAUAGUCGUGUUCUGCUUUUCCCUGACGAGUUUGUUUGAAGUUUGAACUCUAGUCUUUUUAGAUAGUUUGGUUUCCACAAACUAGUCUUUGGCGCAGUUAAUGACUAAUAUGCUCAGGAAGUGAACCAAUCUUCUGUAUUUAGUCUGAUUUUGUCAUCGUAUCAGCGGGAUUUGAUGCGGGUAGAGGAGACUCACUAGGAUGCUGUGAUGUAAGUUUUACAUUCUAAGACUGUUAGUGAUAACUUCUGGAGUCAGUAUUGUCUUGUGCACUUCAUCAGUGGAUAUUUUGUUCAGUCUUUGUUUUAAGAAAUCAAUUUUAGUCUUUACUUACAGGUAACUCCAGCUGGUUAUUCUCGAAUGACACAGAUGCUAGGUGAUCUGUGCGGCGGGAAGAUGCUAGUUAUUCUCGAGGGCGGUUACAAUCUUCGAUCAAUAUCUUCUUCUGCUACAUCAGUGAUGAAGGUGCUUAUGGGUGAAUCCAGAGAACGAGUUGCCUAUAGCGACUACGCCUUCAAGAGCUUCUGCAAACUAUUAUUGAUGUAAUGAAUAUCCAAAUUAAGUUAUGGCCAUUACUUGCUACCGCCUAUUCCAAAUUACUUUCAGAGUGGGAAACACGUCUGGUUAAAAACAAAAAAAUCAGGUGAAAAGGAAGCUUCUUCGGGUCCCUACAUUGUGAAAAUGGAAUCGAAAGAAGCUUUUGUACAACGUUCUCUCUGCUCGUAUGAAUUCAAGAUCAAAGAGAUGAUAUAAACACAUCUUCCUAACCCCUCGUGGCAACUGUAUUCUAAUUCAAAAUCUUUUGAUACCACUAGAAUACUACUUUGUCUCAGAACACUGAUCUAGAUAUCUCGAUUCUGUUCAGUAUUUAUUUUGCGUGCUGACAUAAUAGAUUUCUAUACCAACGGUGUUACCUGCGAACUGAAGAGUUUGCUUGAGCCAAGGCAGUAAGUUCAUGGAAGUGAGUAGCAAACAGAGUAGGAGCUUUCUUUACUUGAACCAGAUGCUCACAUAUUGCCCAUUCUAAACCUGAUAUAGUCACCAAGAUAAUGUUAACAACAUUAUAAAGCAUAUUCACUCAAAAUCCAAAUAAAGGAAGAUAAAGUGCAAUUAAACUACCAAAACAAACAUAGGUUGAUGUUCCACCCCCCCCCCCCCCCCCCAGUUCGUCGAUUAUUAUCAGUUUUCUAUCAGUAGCUCCUUUUAAAAUCUUGACCUUUUACGCAUGGAUGUCUGCUUCCUUCUAGUACAAUGUCUCCAACACUCUCUCAGCAUUAUGAUAUAAAACUGCAAAGUAACAAUCAAAGAGUACAAGCUUUCAUGCAACAUCAGAAGGUCUUAAUGAUGAUGUACCUGUGGUCGAUAUUGACAAUAUCAUUCAGCAAGAAGAAAAAGGAAGCUUCCUAUUCAGCAGCUACACAUCAAAAGGAACUCAUGGAGCAAGCAAUCUGGUGUACAACAAGAUAUUGGAAUGGACGAGUUGAUUAAUAAAAAUAAUGCUUCUGGUUUAGGGAAUCAAAUCAACAACGUUAUGGUCAUGACAUUGCUUCUAAAUCUGAAGGAACGGAGACUGGAAAAGUGUUGCCAUGUGCACUAUCUCAUUCAAAAAAAAUGCUUCACCAAAGGUACUCUAUUUCCAAGUAUCUUAUGCAGAGUUCUAAGAUAAUUAUGCGGUAACGUACACAACUCUAUCUCCCUCUCAUCUAUCAGACUCUUUGGAAAAUGUUUCCUUGCUAGUAGAGUUUGAGCCUACUCCCAACCAAGUACGCAUUAUGGAAUUUGUUCCAUCAAGUAUUAUCAAACACUGAGGACAUACAGUCUUCAGCAGUUGAUCUUUUAACCUAUACAUCACAAGCUGGUCUAUUCGAAAGUCAUACUCGUUUCACCGUGCUAAAUGAUGUUGAUGAAACUGGGAAUGAGCCGAUGAGCUCUCUCAGUUUGACAAAGGGUGGAGAGCAGGGGUGAAGGUACAUG
Molecule: messenger RNA, 4386 nt
Organism: Brassica napus (rape)
Lineage: Eukaryota; Viridiplantae; Streptophyta; Magnoliopsida; Brassicales; Brassicaceae
Product: small polypeptide DEVIL 7-like
Exons: 6
Coding region: 154-324 (56 amino acids)
Biological process (GO): negative regulation of cell population proliferation
Source: RefSeq, a predicted model, not a curated record